Messenger RNA from Bufo bufo (common toad), 1996 nucleotides. RefSeq names its product mirror-image polydactyly 1 (gene MIPOL1). Bases 238 to 1425 code for a protein of 395 amino acids. Lineage: Eukaryota; Metazoa; Chordata; Amphibia; Anura; Bufonidae. The transcript has 13 exons. The record is from RefSeq and is a predicted model, not a curated record.
GAAAGGUCCUUCAGCCUCUAGGAUGCAGCUGAUGGCUGAAGACUGACGGACGCCCCGCAGCAGGAGGACUGAAUGCUAAUCGCCAUUAAACCAGAUGGAGAUGAAGAUAUGACUGUGUAAAAAGAGGUGGAGGAGCAAUAGUGUAUGAAGAAGACUCCAUAUAUAUGCCAAAACACAGCUAGAAUCUCCAGAAACUCCUGAACAACGCAUGCACAGAGGUAGGUUGCUGCAUUAAAAAUGGAAUCUGUAUCUAUGGAAACAAGGAAAUCUGGAGGACUCGAGCCGGAGUUUAUCCCUGUGCCCAGCCCAAGGAAUUUGUCAGCCGUGAAGACGUCAGGUCCAACGCAUAAUGCCAUUCAGGAGCCAGGCGACAGGCCGGAUUCUCAUCACAACCCCGACCAUCCGCCCUCCGGCGCCCUUGAAGGGGGGCAGCACAACCUGACAGCAUUGUUACAGGAGGUGGAUUAUCUAAGACAAAGCAAUCAAAAGCUCCGAGAAGCUCUGAAGAGCAAAGAGAGAGACCUGGAAACACUGAAGUUGGAUGCGCAGCUGCUGGAACAAGCGACGGAGGCCAAGAUAGCCGAGAAGUCUGCAGCACUAGUGAGAGAAGUGUACAGUGCACAGCGUGAAAGAGAUGAAGCAAUUAUGGCGCGGCUUAGACUGGCUAAUGAAGAGAGGGAUGAGGCUCUUCUCCGUGUCCAGCAGCUCCAGCAGUACAUCAGAGAGAUGGAAGAUAUUAACCCUAAAGAAAGUGACAUGACUCUGCAGGAACUGCUUGAUAAACUGGAUGAAGCUGAAGAUGGCGCAGACAUUGUGCAGAACGGGGAUCUUAUUUUACAGCAUAUUAAGAGAAGUCAAGAAAGAAGAGAGCAAAUCACUGCAGAGGAAAUGGGUGCAGUGAUAAUAGAGCGGGACACGGCGCGCGCACAGUGCAAACAUCUGGAAAAGGAGCUUCAUCUGCUGAGAGAGAGCAAACAGAUCUGUACGGACAUUGUAACUGCACAGAAGACCUGCUUUGAUCCAGCUUCCAAGGCUCCAGUGACAUUUCUUCAACAUAAUCAGGACAAGUUAAUGGGGGACUAUAAAAAGCUGGAAGAAGAGAUCCAGACCCUGCAUAUAUAUUACAGCUUGCACCAAUCCUUAUCUCAAGAAGUAAAUCUGAAGGAUCAAUUCUCCAGGGCGGUCAACCUAUAUGAUGAGGCUUUAAAAAACCGAGAAGAGCUUCUUAAGGUAACCCAGCAGCAGAAUGAAGAGCUGGGAUGGCAGCUCCAUGAAGCCCAAUUUCAGAAUGCAGAAUUGAAAGAAUCCUUGCGAAAGGCAACGGCUUGCCAAAAAGAAAUGGAAGACAAGGCUCACAAGCUGGAGCGCCUGGUUGAUGUCCUACGGAAAAAGGUUGGAUCUGGAUCUGUGAGAACAAUGAUCUGAUAAUGACAUCAGUAAACCAGUCUUUCCACGGCAAAGUAUGGAUACAAGACUUAGCAACACAACUUCAUUCAUAUUGAGUUCACUUACAAAACUUAGAAACAACAUUUUUAAACCAAAGAUACAUUUCUUUAGGGUGUGGCGCAAACACCUUUGGAGGAAAUAAGCCCUAUACACAUUAUAGUGGAUACACAAGCCGUCUGAAGAUGCAGCUGAUCACCCGAUGAAUGAGCGAAACACUUGUUGAUCGGGUGAGACUUUCAUCACUCUGCUACCCAGAAAGAAUGAAGCUGUAUGAGGAUGAGCGAUCGCUCAUUCUCUUACUGUGGAGGUGAUCAUCACCCUCACUGAAUGAGCAGCCAGUCGUCGUGAAGGAACACUUCCUGAUAAUCAGCUGCUCCUCGGCGGGAGAUAAGCAGCUGCCAGAGUUGUCUGGCAGUGGUUUACUCCAGGAGCCCAGCGUGCAUGUGUAUGAGGAAGUCAGGAAGCAUAGUUACCAUUCGGCAAGCAGCCAUGAAAAAUGUGUAUGGGCACCAUAAACAGACCCAAGACACCACUUCAAGAUAACCAUCUC